AUGUUAACUAAUUGGUUUACUACAGAAGCAAGACUUGAAAAAUUCAAAAAUUUAACGAAAAAAAAAAAUACGGGAGGAUUCGAUGGAUUUACGAAAAAAGAAGCAGCAAUACUCAAGAGAGAAUUGAACAAAUUGCAGGAAGAUCUAGGGGGUAUUAGAUACAUGACAAAAUUGCCCGAUAUUGUAAUAAUUCUCGAUCAAAAAGGAGAAUAUACUGCUAUUCGGGAAUGUAGAACUUUGGGUAUUCCAACAAUUUGCUUAGUUGAUACAGAUUGUGACCCAGAUCUCGUGGAUAUCCCAAUCCCAGCCAAUGAUGAUGGUAGAGGACCAAUCCGCCUGAUCCUAAAUAAAUUAAUUUUAGCAAUUCGCGCGGGUAGAGAAUUGUACUAUAAAAAGUGA
This is a messenger RNA of Cryptomeria japonica (Japanese cedar), 399 nucleotides long. RefSeq names its product small ribosomal subunit protein uS2c-like. Gene Ontology annotation, cellular component: mitochondrial small ribosomal subunit; ribosome. Gene Ontology annotation, molecular function: structural constituent of ribosome. The record is from RefSeq and is a predicted model, not a curated record. Bases 1 to 399 code for a protein of 132 amino acids. Gene Ontology annotation, biological process: translation. The transcript has a single exon. Lineage: Eukaryota; Viridiplantae; Streptophyta; Pinopsida; Cupressales; Cupressaceae.